This is a messenger RNA of Colletotrichum siamense, 360 nucleotides long. RefSeq lists its product as uncharacterized. NCBI's taxonomy places the organism in Eukaryota, Fungi, Ascomycota, Sordariomycetes, Glomerellales, Glomerellaceae. The transcript is spliced from 2 exons. The record is from RefSeq and is a predicted model, not a curated record. The coding region runs from base 1 to 360 and encodes 119 amino acids.
AUGUCAUUUGUGUUGUUGUCUGCUUAUUCAUCAGAUUAUUUUAGUCGCGUACAUCAACUGCCAGAAACAGAUCUCCAUCACCACCUUGGCGAUCUUCAACAUCCGCGCCGAGAGAUACCACGCCAAGCACGCUGUCACCCAUUGACAAGCACACACCCCUUUCGGCCGACCAACCGAGCCAAGUCCAGCACUCUCUCGCCUUCUGCGGCCUCAACCUCCGUCCUCACCACCCAAAACCUCCCAAGCCAAAAAGCGAGAAACCCCGUGAAGCACGUCGCAGCCGCUCAAAGAUCCCCCCCCAACUCUGCAACACCACCCAUCCCUGACUUCGCGUGUCUGAUUGGCUCCUCCAUCCCCUGA